Messenger RNA from Diuraphis noxia (Russian wheat aphid), 2210 nucleotides. RefSeq names its product medium-chain acyl-CoA ligase ACSF2, mitochondrial-like. Gene Ontology annotation, molecular function: medium-chain fatty acid-CoA ligase activity. The record is from RefSeq and is a predicted model, not a curated record. Lineage: Eukaryota; Metazoa; Arthropoda; Insecta; Hemiptera; Aphididae. Gene Ontology annotation, biological process: fatty acid metabolic process.
GAUUGAUGGUUAGACUAAUAAAUUUUUACAUUUUUUUAUUGAYAAUUGUUUCAGAUUUAGUAUAGCAAUUUAUCAUAUGAAUAAUUUUUCAUGAGUGCAUUUCAACUAUAUCAGUUCGUGCACAAUGCUUCAUUAAACAAUGACGGGAUUUUCGAACGAAAAACAUUGUACAUUUUGCAGAUCGAUAUAGGUAACUAGGGGUUUGGAAUCAUURACAAAAUGACUAACUGCUCGUUGUUUAAAAUAAUGAAUCUAAAAGGAUUACGUGCUAUUAAUAGAUAUACAAUAUUUACRAGAAAUAAUCAUUGGUCGAAGUACAGCUACGUGUGCGGGGCCUCCAGUGACCCACUCAAAGCUUAUACGAUUGGAGGAGUUUUCAAUGACGUCGUGCAACAGAAUCCUGACCGAGAGUUCUUAGUUAGUCGACAUGAGAACAAACGAUACACGUUCGCCGCAAUGGCUUCCGAGGUGGACAAGCUGUGCAGGAGCUUUAAUGCCAUUGGACUCAAUCACGGGGACCGGGUUGGAAUAUGGAUGCCCAAUUGUGUGUUAUACUUAACGGCGAUUAUCGCGACAGCUCGCCUGGGACUGAUUUUGGUAAACAUAAACCCUGCAUAUCAGAGUGACGAAGUGAAACAUACUUUAACACUGGCUGACGUAAAGUGUCUAUUGGUCUUAGAGAAAUUCAAGACCCAAAAUUAUCCUCAAAUAUUAGAGAAGGUCGAUCCGGAUAUUUGGAAGCGACCAUCUAAUACACCGAUCAAGUCGAAAGUGUUGCCCACGCUUAAAUCAGUUAUUUUUGAUUCAGAAAACCAUAUAAACGGUGCCUAUAAUUUACAAACAUUUUUUGACUUGGGCUUCAAUUCAAAUUAUAGCAUUCCUAAUGUUCAACCAGACGAAGGAUGUAUUAUUCAGUUUACUUCAGGUACCACUGGUAAACCAAAAGCAGCAUUAUUAAAUCACUUUGGUCUAAUGAACAACGCCUACUCUAUAAUGAAGCGCUUAGGGAUCAACGAUGACAACAGUAAAGGAAAAAUAAAUAAAUUCUGCAAUCCAAUGCCUUUAUUUCACGCUUCGGGUUUAUCAAUCGGUGCUCUUGGACCUAUGAUUACCAAAUCAACUAUUGUUUUACCGUCAGCCCACUUUGACCCAAAAGCCACGGUCGAUGUUCUUACCGAAGAAAAAUGCACAAUUUUAUUUGGUACGCCGACUGUAUACGUUGACAUUAUGUCCGUUUUCGAAAAACUUUCGCCGAAAUUACAAGACAACAAUUUAAAGUACGGAAUAACUGGUGGUGCCACGUGUUCUCCGAUCUUGAUGACUAAGUUUAAUAAAAUGUUUCCACGUGCUAAAAUAUUGAGUUUGUUCGGGAUGACAGAAACCAGUCCAUGUACGUUUCAAAGUUUCUUAAGUGAUUCAGAUGAACGAGUACAGACAACGAUGGGUUUCAUACAAGAUCACGUGGAGGUCAAUCAAUUCGUUUUGUACGAAGAUGGAUAUGCCAAUCACGUUGGUAGAUUAAAAGAAAUGAUCAUCCGUGGUGGUGAAAACUUAUUUCCCAAAGAAAUAGAAUACUUUUUGGAAUCUCAUCCGUCGAUUUUACAAGUUCAAGUAUACGGUAUACCUGACCAUCGGAUGGGUGAAGAAGUGUGUGCCAGCGUCAUCGUCAAAGAAGGGGUUACAAUUACCGAAGCUGACAUAAAAGCGUAUAGCAAAGGAAAGAUCUCCCAUUUUAAAAUACCUAAAUACAUAUUCAUUGAAAAGGAUGGGUUCCCGAUGACGGCAACGGGCAAAGUGCARAAGAACAGAUUAAGAGAAAUUGCGAUGCAACGGAUUUCAAGUCUUACUACCAAUACCACCUAAUAUAUAGUCAUAAAUCGUAAUAUUUAUUUAUUUAUUUUAUCACGACCGAUAUAUGCUUCUUAUCCAAUGAAUAAUAUUACACAAAACAGUGAUAAAAUCAGCUCUAUUCUUUAGGCAUUCGAAUCUAUCGUUUUAUGUAUUUCUGUGGUGAUUGUGAAUUUGUAAAAUUAUAUAAUAUCAACUGAAAUUUAUUUUAUCAUAAUAUAUAGAACAAAUACUGUAACUAUAUACGUAAACAGGAAGUUAUAUUUACAAAGUUCAUUAGGUAAAUAUGCUAAAUAAUCAUAUUAUAAUUUUUAAUUAAUAUUAUUUAUUUUACGUUAAUCGUGUGUAUUGUUAUUAGUUAU